This is a messenger RNA of Galleria mellonella (greater wax moth), 1211 nucleotides long. RefSeq names its product U5 small nuclear ribonucleoprotein 40 kDa protein. The record is from RefSeq and is a predicted model, not a curated record. Lineage: Eukaryota; Metazoa; Arthropoda; Insecta; Lepidoptera; Pyralidae. Gene Ontology annotation, cellular component: catalytic step 2 spliceosome. Gene Ontology annotation, molecular function: protein binding; RNA binding. Bases 113 to 1162 code for a protein of 349 amino acids. The transcript has 6 exons.
AAAAUAUUGUCAUGUUUGUUGACAAUCUACAAAUUACUUAGCGAAUAGUUUUAGGUUAUAAAUAUUAUUUUAUACCUAUUAUUUUGUUUUCUAAAGAACAUUGAAAGUAAACAUGCCUGAAAUGGAAAUAAAAAGAAAAGCGGACGACUAUUCCGUCGUCCCAGCCAAGCGGACACGUCAUGAAAUAUCUGUUGUCGGUACUAGAGAAAAAGCAGUGGUCACUUCUGCAGUGCCUCGUACUUCAAAUCUAUAUGCUCCCAUCAUGUUACUGGAGGGCCACCAGGGAGAAAUAUUUUCAGCUAAAUUCCAUCCUGAGGGUAAACAUUUGGCAUCUGCAGGCUUUGAUAGACAAAUAUUUUUAUGGAAUGUGUACGGCCAAUGUGAAAAUGUGAUGGUGAUGAGUGGUCACACGGGCGCCAUCAUGGAGCUGUGCUUCUCCCCAGAUGGCUCACACCUGUACACGUGCGCCACGGACAACACAGUUGCCGUGUGGGACGUACCCACCGGUACUAGGAUUAAGAAACUUAAAGGGCAUUCCAAUUUUGUAAAUUCUGUAUCAGGUGCAAGAAGAGGCCCAGAACUACUAGUUUCAGCUUCAGAUGACAACACAAUAAAACUGUGGGAUGCCAGGAAAAGGAACCCAAUCGCUUCCUUUGACAGCACAUACCCUGUCACAUCUGUACUCUUCAACGACACUGCCGAGAAAAUAAUAUCAGGGGGCAUUGACAAUGUGAUCAAAGUGUGGGACAUUAGAAAUAAUCAGAUAGCAUACAAAAUCAAAGGACACACAGAUACAGUUACAGGGUUGUCCCUGUCGUCGGACGGCUCGUACCUGUUAUCAAACUCGAUGGAUAACACGCUUCGCAUCUGGGACGUGCGGCCGUUCGCGCCGUCUGACCGCUGCGUGAAGCUCAUGUCGGGGCACCAGCACAACUUCGAGAAGAACCUACUUCGCUGCGCCUGGUCACCAGACGGCUCCAAGGUAUCAGCAGGAUCUGCAGACCGGUUCCUGUACGUUUGGGACACUACGACGCGACGAGUGUUGUAUCGACUGCCAGGGCAUAACGGAUCACUCAACGACGUGCACUUCCACCCCACAGAGCCGAUCGUGCUGUCAGCGUCCAGCGACAAGCAGAUAUACCUCGGCGAGAUAGAACAUUGAUGUAUCAAGUAAACAUGAAUAAGAUAAGCAGCAUGCACGUGACAACCUC